Molecule: messenger RNA, 3221 nt
Organism: Daphnia carinata
Lineage: Eukaryota; Metazoa; Arthropoda; Branchiopoda; Diplostraca; Daphniidae
Exons: 11
Coding region: 287-2539 (750 amino acids)
Source: RefSeq, a predicted model, not a curated record
ACGUUGGCUCUGUGUGAGCCGACAACGAGUGCCCAUUCACCCUUCGUCAGAGACGAAUUCAGUCUUCUCUGGGACGUCACUGGUGUCAGACGCAGAGUUUCGUAUGCACCCCGACCCACUUUGGAUGCGUCACAUCAGAGAUUGCCGUCAUCGAAAUCCGACAUUGACUUUUUCACAGUGAAUUCUGUGCCAUUUUCUCGCUAAUCAGCCGAUAUUUUCGUGAAUUAAUCCAACAAGUGUUUUUGCAUUUCGCUACUUGCUGCAACACCUUGACCGAAGCCAAAAAAUGACUGGCGCCCAGUCCGAAACGCGACCCCUUCCACUUUCCACACGUUCGAGCAAACGAUGCUGCUGUCUUUCGUUCAACAGUCUGCCUUCCGUAUGGUACGGCAUCGCCAUCACAACAUUUCACGCUUACAUAGUACUUCAGAACUCAAAAUUAUUCAUCGAAUACAUGGAUUCCAAAUUUAGCACCGCCAUAAGCACCUGGGAAACGAACCUCUACAUCUCACUUCAGGCGACAGCCCUGCUUCUACUCCCUUUCUUGGCAUUUGCUUCCAUCUUCAAACUAGGAAACCUGGCCAAUGACGGGUAUCGCCUAGGAAGACAAAUCGAUUUGGAAAUGGAUCUUGAUAUCCCACGUUCAAGGGUUCGUGACCCGCUCGUGAGGAGCGGCUCCGCUUGCGGAGCCGCAUGGAGGCAUUGUCCGCCUGUUGGGCCGUCAUUGCAUGCCGUUGCUGCGCUGUGCAGCCUGGUUGCUAAAGUGGUUUUGGAAGCUCGGAUGAUUAAAGAUCAGUUAAUCAAUCGUGAUCAGAUUUGGAGUAGCGACUUGGACUUGGCAUUUUUGGGCAAUUCACUUUGGCCGGAAAAGGGAUCUUUUAUUUCCGCAAAUCGUCUCGUUGAACAGACCCCUUAUCCCAGUCCCGAAUUCGUCAGCUACAUGUUUGCUUUGUUGGUGUUUGCCGUUCGCUGCAGCGACGUCUUCUGGGGAGCAAAUAAAUGCCUCGCUUUCCUCGUCUCUCUCCAACUCAUUGCAAACGGCAUUCACGCUCUUCUUGCAUUUUGUGGAGCUUCGGUUCUGUACAAGGUUGCAUUAACGGGGGUACCUGCAGCCAUCUCGGCUGCCGGUGGGUCGAUGUCUGACUAUUUACUUCUCGAUCCACCCAUCACUGUCAUGUUGCUCAUGCUAUUGUCCUGCACCCUAGUUCUCGGCUGCUCGCCUCUUAACAUGUAUGCCCUCAACAAACUAGCGCUUUUCCUGACGAAAAGUAGGAAAAAGUACAUACGUGAGCUACCCUCGGCCCGCUCCUAUUUGUGGAGUUUCUACCCUCACUUGGCGGCAUUAGCUACUCUCUUGGCUGUUGCAGCAAGUGCGGCCCCUCUUCUGCAUGACUUUAGCAAGCUGUAUAAAUUGAAUCCUCAGCCUGUUCUACUAGUGGCCGUGACUGCCUCCAUCGUGCAUGCCUUUUUGUGGGUGGCCCUCUGGCUGCUUUUGACUGUCAAAUCCAAUUGGGAUUUUCGACUAAAAAUAUCAGUUGGUCGCACGCUGCUCAGUUCACCAUCGUCUUUGGCAUUGGCGGCUGAAAUCGAAUUCAAACCCAACUGUAAGAAAACUAUUGAGGAAUCACAAGCUCUUCUUCAUGGCGCCCCCUCUCAAGCGCCAACUCUGAUAUUAUCCGGUGGCAAAGCCUACGGAAUUUUGGACCCCGAUACUCAGCGGAAAAUCCAACACUUAGUUGCCCCGCCUCUGGAAAAUCAACAGAAAAUGAGCGACAACCGUAACCAAGUCUACUGGCUUCGCGGUGGCUGCAAUGCUUCACCUUCUUCUGAAAUCGAUUCUCCUACAACACCCACUUUACCGGAACCUUUAAGCGGGGGCAGUUCUGCAAGUAUCGCCGACGCUAGCAGCCAUAAGAUCCAUAGUCCUCGACGAAGUGAAGUGGCCAUAAACACCGCCGCUGAGCUACCGUCUUCCGCCGUGAAUCGCCCGUCUUCGGACUACUCCAUGGUUGUACCUUCAAACGCCAACACAGUGAUGUCCCCCAGUUUGGCUCGUCCGGUGCGGAAACCGUUUAUGCGCAUCCCGAGCACUGAAGAAGACGGAGACUACGCAACGCUACGUGAUCUACCUCUGGUUACGUUACCGGAAGAAACGGAACCAGUCGACUUGCACGAGAUGAGUAGUAGCAGCGAUAGCAGCGGAGUCGAUUCUGGAUUCAGUUGCAGCUCAAAACGCCAAAACAUCCUACCGAUUCAAAGUCAUGGUCCUCGUUUGGCUAUGCCAAAUAGGGACUUAUGCAAUCCGUACGGUUAUGUCAAACCGAAAAUGACAACAUUUACCUCGUUACCUAUGACGAGCAACGGUUCCGUUCAACUUCGUACUACUGCGCCGUGUUCACCGUUUAACAGUUUACCGUUAACGCACAUGCAAAGGACACAGCCAAUCCAAUCACAUGAGACAUCAGCUGAAGAAAGGCGACCUGCUAUCCAAGCUUGCCUUUUUGCUGGCCAUGGUUUGGAAUCGAAUCAACGGCCCUAGUUCUAAAGAUUUUGCAACUCGUGCAAAUACUCUCUACAUAUUUGAUUAAACAAAGCUGAUAUCUAUUAGUUUUCUAUACUACAAAGAAAAAUCUAGCAAACAAACAAAGAAUAGCCCAAAGGAAAAUUUGAUAUGCCCCUCCUUCGUAAUUGACCUGUUAGAACAAGGAAUGCAUCUUCUGAAUGAGCUAUUGGCAUAUUUAAAUCCAUGGGAUGUGGGUAAAUGUUAAUUCAUCUCGCGAAAAAAUCUCAAAUCAACCAUGAUCUCGAACGUAAGUUUUUGAAAGCUUAAUGUGUCAUUUUGUAGCCCUCAAUCGUGGUGUAUUCUCACGAGGUAGCUGCUAUGCGUUUCUGUGCCACAAGAAUCCCACGAGGGCAGUUUCGUGCGUAUUGUUUUGUGACUGAAUUCUUUUCAGCAUCCCGAAGAAAUAUAUAUAAUUUUUUUUUAAAGAGUGGACCAAAACUCGCUAAGUCAAGGUUUUAUUGUGUUGUUUUUGCUAUGUCUUGUUAUUUCUACUGUGCCACAUUUGUUCUAACUUCACAUUCGUAGCAUAACAAUUGAGAGAAUUUUGUUAUCAUCGAGUCUGCGUCUCAAUUGCCCCUAAUCUCCUACAAGAUGACCAUGUAUCAUUCCACUUGUUGUAACCUAUUUCCUUACCAAGCCGCAUAUUAUAUAUUUUGUG